ACCAAACCGAGCCAUCAUCUAGCUUCUGUCGUCACAAAUCCGGACUCAUAGACUGCGCUGCAAACCGACUUCUCGUUGCAACAGCACCAUUGUCCUUCAAUUUCUUAUCGACUAGAUAACUCCCCGCAAGGUUAUUCUUCUCGUCAACAGCAUUAUCUCGUGCUAGGUCGCCUGCCGGUUCUGCGGUACUCGGUCUCUUUGCUACCAGUCUACUGGGACCACCGCUCCUGCUGGUUAGCCCCUAUAGCCCUUUGUCUGCGUCGCAUUCCUUUGCUGUACGCCAAGCUGCUUUUGAUACGCCAGCUCACAAGGACAUCCGGCGUGGGCAAGAGAAUAUACCGCACCCAGGCCAGGCGUUGUCUGAAGAGGAGGACUCGAAAUUGUACAUCAACAGGCCGUGAUGAUGAAGCGGCCGAAGAUCGUGACUCAACACCGUAUAAAAUCUGCUCGUUGACCAUUAGAGAUCUCUCUCGGCACGCAGGAGUCUCUGACGACCUGUCAAUAUGGAUCAACUGCACGAGCAACCUGCUCUCCGGAGGCUUGUGCCUCACUGGAACUUUGGCCUGAUCGCUGCCUCCAUUGCAGUGUCUCUGCUGGGCGCUUUUACCGCAACGCAGAUGAUGUGUCAAGCACGAACCUCUCGGUACUUUAGUGGUGUACUGGUAUGGACAUUACUCGGCAGCUUGACGUUCGGCUUCUGUUCGAUAUGGAGUCUCCAUUUCAUUGCCAUGCUGGCUUGUGAACUCGAUGUUCGAAUAGGGUUGGAUGUGCCUCUUACGAUCGUCAGCGCGAUCCUGGCGGUCUCCUUCACGUUUGCCGCGUUGGGGUUGGGUCUUCUGCGAGAUCGCUAUCUGACCAGCAAGAGGAGGAAGCACAAGGCCAGACGGGAGUUCCGGAGAGAGGUUGCGCAAGAUUUUCCGUUAUCAAAUCACAAUGGGGAUGCGAGUACGGAUGCCCUCCUUGAUCCACAGUCAUCGGACGAUCAAGAGGACUCUCUUACAUCCCAAGAAGCUACCGAUCUUGAAGAACGAGGUCGCUCCGGAAGGCACCUUUUUCGAAGCGACAGCGGCCUGGGCCCUCUCGAAGAACACUUCGCCGGAGCAAACGGUGCAACCUUGGAGCCAGGAAGUCAUCGUUCUUCAGCUCUGAGCCCGAGUCAGUCUUCCAAACCGCGAGGCCAUUUUUACUAUCAGGGGUCCGAAGCUGAUACGGAGAGCCUGGCAAGAAGUUCAAUGGAGGGCGAUGUAUCUCGUCGGUCAUCAACGACGCAGGGUUCUGAUAGCAGCAGGCUCAGCAUCCCAGCCUUCAUGAGCUUCAAGACGUCAAAACUCGGCUCCGACCCUGUCAGCGGGUUGACUGGCAUUGCUGGCUUACUUUACCACGGUGCGAGCCCGCCGAAAUUUGUCACAGGUUUCGUUUGGUCACUAGCAAUUACAAGCAUGCAUUAUGUUGGCGUUCUGGCAAUGAAAAUCCCGGACGGUCAUUUCACAUUGCAACCUUCCAUUGUCGUGCUCUCCGCCCUGAUCAGCUGGCUGGUGUGCACAACUGGAUGUAUUUUGAUUCCACAAAUCGAGGUCAACCUUACUCAGCAGCUGGUCUUCUCUAUCGUCGCUGCUGCAGGAGUGGCAGCAAUGCAUUUUACAGGAAUGUGGGCGACAACCUUCUGGUCACGAGGACCCCCAAGUCAGGACCGAGGAUACCCUCCGGAUUUACCCGUCGCUGUUACUAGCAUCGCGAUUCUGACUUGUAUGCUUGCCAAUGGCCUGCUGGCGCACUCUGCCACCAUCGCACGGAACAAGCUGGCCGAGAUCGUCCAGACGCGGAAGAAGCUAUGGGCCGCCAUAGCACAGAAGGAGAAUGCAGAGGCGGCAGCAGCAGCAAGGAGCGAGUUCAUUGCGUCAGCCUCUCAUGAGAUUCGUACGCCUCUCCAUCAACUACAGGGCUACAGCGACCUGUUGUCGCGCAUGGAACUCAAUGGCGAGUCUCGUCUUCUACUCCUCGCCAUCCAAGAAGCCACCAGAUCCCUGUCGAUGAUUACGGCGAAUGUGCUAGAUUGGUCGCGGCUGGAGAAAGGCGAAGCCAUCUGUCGGCCUACAAGCUUGGACUUACGCAAGGCGUGUGAGUCGAUUCUCAAUAUAUUACCCAGAAAGGAUGACGAAGCGGCUCCGGAACUGAUGAUAGUGGUGGCACCAAAUGUGCCCGAGACUGUGUUCCUGGACGAAACAUAUUUGCAACGCAUCUUGAUGAAUUUACUGACGAACGCCUUAAAAUUCACCCAAUCCGGUUACGUGAUUCUUCUUGUGGAAUGCGUCGAGACUACCUUGGUAGUCAAGGUCAAGGAUUCUGGCUACGGCAUACCUGAAUCCUUCAUACCUCACCUAUUUGAACCAUUCAAACAAGCCCAGACAAGGGGAGCUGAAAGGGGAACAGGGCUUGGAUUGGCCAUCAUCAGACAGCUUUUGGAGAAGAUUUCAGGCACCAUUUCUAUUGAAAGUAUAUGCAGCAAGGUGGACGGAGGCGAGCUCGCCAAAUCCGGCAGCACCUUUACCGUUACUAUUCCAACAACCGGCCCGGUUGACCCGUUGGAAUCUUCGAUCCCUCUUGGAGAGAACCUUCAAAUGGCUGUCUACCAGAAACCUGGAAGUCGUCUUAGCGAAGGACUAGAAUUGGCGUGGUCAGUAUAUGGCUUCAAUGUUGUCGUGGCAGAUCCUGAGGAUGUUAUAUCUGAUUCCUGGAGUUACAUUUGGGCCGACCUCGACUAUCUGAAGGAAGAUUCCUCACUACUGGGUCGUCUUCUGCAACCGAGAGAUCAGUUUGUCAUUAUGCCGUAUGACUCCCAGUUUCUGUUGGACAAAACAAUUGGCGCCGCUCCUCCCUCACACGUCAUUCCCAUCCAACGGCCUCUCCUCUGGCAUCGCAUGGUGACCAGCAUUGUUUCUGUGAUCCAGUCUGGUAAAUCUCCUGCUGCCGAUCGUUCAGUCAGAUUUGCUCCGAUGGUGGACGUUGUCGAGAAUGGGCCCAAAAAUCCCAUGAGGGAGAGAAAAGCAUUGAGUGGUUCAACCGUGCUACUGGUGGAAGAUAACAAAAUCAACCAGAAGCUUGGUGUAAAGAUGCUGCAGACGCUGGGCUACAAUGUCAUGACAGCGGAUGAUGGACAGGAGGCGGUGGAAAAGAUUGUUGAACACGAUUCACAGAUCGAUCUCAUUUUGAUGGAUCAAUCCAUGCCACGCAAGGAUGGUGUCACAGCUUUGAAAGAAAUUCGAGAGAUGGAGCGAGACGGAACUGUCUCUAGGUCACGACCAUUGAUUAUGGUCACCGCGGUGGUUGGGCCCGAUGCCGCUUCGCUCUGUAUGUCGAGCGGUGCCGAUGCUUUCCUUCCAAAGCCACUGUCCCUACAAAAGCUCGACCUUACGCUGAAGAAAUUUUUGGGCUGAGGCGGACAGGACCGUCAUUCCACCCUGCAAGAUGGAUAGGAAACGUUCUACAACGCCCUUACGACCCCGACAUUAGCGAGGAUCUGGUUGUCGUUUCGCGCCUCACCUCGCUCGACACCAAUGUACCAAUACCAGAUAUCUGGAGAAGACAGGGUGGCAACUGUGUUGAACCAAAGACUUGGCUUGUUAGAAGUCCUGGUCAGCUGGUCAUGUUGCCGUAGACAUAAACCCCAAUAGGGGCCUCGGGGCCUAUACAAGACAUUGGGCCGAAGUUGCCAUGUCGAAUGAGACCACAGGAUUACGCAAUUGAAUGCCCAUUUUU
This is a messenger RNA of Exophiala xenobiotica, 3756 nucleotides long. RefSeq lists its product as uncharacterized. Lineage: Eukaryota; Fungi; Ascomycota; Eurotiomycetes; Chaetothyriales; Herpotrichiellaceae. The coding region runs from base 504 to 3434 and encodes 976 amino acids. Gene Ontology annotation, biological process: protein autophosphorylation; phosphorelay signal transduction system. The transcript has a single exon. The record is from RefSeq and is a predicted model, not a curated record. Gene Ontology annotation, molecular function: histidine phosphotransfer kinase activity; phosphorelay sensor kinase activity.